Arachis duranensis is the source of this 2631-nucleotide messenger RNA. RefSeq names its product G-type lectin S-receptor-like serine/threonine-protein kinase LECRK1. Gene Ontology annotation, molecular function: ATP binding; protein serine/threonine kinase activity. Lineage: Eukaryota; Viridiplantae; Streptophyta; Magnoliopsida; Fabales; Fabaceae. The record is from RefSeq and is a predicted model, not a curated record. Gene Ontology annotation, biological process: recognition of pollen; protein phosphorylation. Bases 43 to 2442 code for a protein of 799 amino acids. The transcript has a single exon.
UAUUGGAUCAUAAACAAUAAAACAAAUAUUAUUAUCAUUAUCAUGAUGGGUGCUAAUGUUGCAGCGGCAACAGUGGCGCUCCUUCUUCUCAUCACGACCAUUUCGUCCUCAUCGCAAGACCCACAUCAUAAUCAGAUACCACUUGGCUCAGCUCUUUACCCAACUACUCAGCCCACUUCAUGGCUUUCCCCUUCUGGCCUCUUUGCAUUUGGCUUUUUCCAGCAGCAGCAGGCCAAUCAUAAUGGCGAUUUUGCCCUUGGGAUUUGGUUGGUUGACGGAAACAGAAGCAAAAACACAGUGGUAUGGACUGCAACAAGCAAUGAUGAUCCGCCACUCACCCCAAAUGCAAAACUCGAACUAACCAAACAAGGUAAGCUUGUCCUGCAGACACAAGAGAGUAAUCAUCUUAUUGUUAAUACCAGUGAAACUGCUUACUCUGCCUCCAUGCUUGAUUCUGGAAACUUUGUUCUCUACGACCAGAAUUCCACCAUCAUAUGGCAGAGUUUUGACUACCCAACCGACACAAUCUUGGGUGGCCAAUCUCUAGGCUAUGAAGCUCAACUACUCUCUGGUUUUGGCUCGUCAGCAAGUAGACGAUUUAUUCUCGCCAUGCAGUUUGAUGGCAAUCUUGUUCUUUAUCCAGGAGACACGGCAAAAAAACCCAUCGAUUCGUAUUGGUCAUCUGGAACUUCCUACAUUCCCAGUUACAAGCAUCUGUACCUUGAUGCUAACCAUGGCUCCCUGCUCAUCAAGGACAAAUCCAACCGCACCUUUCUUUAUUCUGGUUCAUCUUUGUCGGGAAGAGGAAUCAUAAUAUAUCGUGCUACGUUGGAUACUGAUGGAUUCUUCCGGUUGUAUGCGCAUGAUAUCAACAAUGCCAACCUCGCCACUCUCGGGGCGUGGCCAGAAGGCAACAAUUCUUGUUCGGUAAAGGGUAUCUGUGGCCACAACAGCAUCUGCGAAUUCGAUGGCAAGAAGCCACACUGUAAAUGUCUUCCUGGAUUCGACUAUGUUGAUCCCAAGCAACAUUAUAUUGGUUGCAGAAGAAACAUUUCCCAACCAAACUGCUCUGGCAAAGAUUACAUAGGGUUCUAUAACAUGGUUCCAGAGCCGAAUUUGGUGUGGGCUGAUCGUCCUUAUUACGCCGCGGCCAAGAAGUCGCAGAAAGAAGAAUGCGCAUUCUCUUGUUUGGUGGAUUGCAAGUGCUGGGCUGCUCUUUAUACCAACGGGCUCUGCAUCAGGCAAGAGCCCCCUCUCAGGUAUGCUAGAUCCACGGUGCAAGACGAACACUCCUCCGCGUUCUUGAAGGUCGGAAACAUGACGCUCAAUUCUCCUAUGCCUGUGCCUGAUCAACCACCUCAAAAGAGUAGUACCAGUAACAAAGCAAUUCUACGUAUUAUUCUCGUUACCUCCAUUUUCACUCUGAUUUUCUGCUCCACUAUUGGGAUAUCUUGCCAUUUGAUGUCGAAGAUUCGAGUUCUCAAGUACAAGAGGCUCUUGGAGAUUGGGGACUUGGGGCUGAAUGAGGAAGUGGCUUUGAGGAGAUUUUCAUACACUGAGCUCAAGAGAGCAACCAAUGGUUUCAAGCAAGAAUUGGGAAAGGGCUCUUUUGGAGCAGUUUACAAAGGGGUUUUAUACAAGGCGGGAAGAAGUAGGAGAUUCAUUGCGGUGAAGAGACUUGAGAAGUUGGUUGAAGAUGGAGAAAAAGAGUUCCAAGCAGAGGUGAGAGCCAUUGGAAAAACACACCACAGGAACCUUGUUCGCUUGCUUGGCUUCUGUGCCGAGGGUCCCAAAAGGCUUCUGGUCUAUGAAUACAUGAGCAAUGGUUCCCUUGGGAAGCUUCUCUUUGGCGAUGAAAGGCUUCCAGAUUGGGAUGAAAGAGUCAGAAUAGCUCUCGAUAUUGCAAGAGGGAUCCUCUACCUGCAUGAAGAAUGUGAGGCACCCAUCAUCCAUUGCGACAUAAAGCCUCAAAAUAUCUUGAUGGAUGAGUUCUGGACUGCCAAAAUAUCUGAUUUCGGGCUAGCAAAGCUUCUCAUGCCGGAUCAAACAAGAACCUUCACAGGGGUUAGAGGGACAAGAGGGUACUUGGCCCCUGAAUGGAACAAGAACACACCAAUAACAGUGAAGGCUGAUAUCUACAGCUAUGGGAUAGUGCUUCUUGAGACAGUGUGCUGCAGGAGAAACCUAGAUGUUAAUGUGUCAGAGCCAAAUGAGAUUCUUCUGUCUGGUUGGGCCUAUAAGUGCUUUGUUGCUGGAGAGGUGCAUAAGCUAGUUCAUUGGGAAGAAGUGGAUAAGAAUGUUGUGGAAAAUAUGGUGAAGGUGGCACUGUGGUGUAUCCAAGAUGAACCUGUUCUCCGACCUUCAAUGAAGAGUGUGGUGCUCAUGCUUGAAGGGGUUACUGAUGUGCCAGUUCCUCCUUCCCCAACUUCUAUUUCCAUGUGAAAAAUAAAUAUUAUUGUUGCUGCCUUCAUGUGGUUUCGAGUUUAUUUAUUUUUGUUAUUGUUUUUGCUCUUUUGUAAAGCAGCAGUGAAGAUUGAGGUAAAAUAAAGCAGGAGGGUAGUAAGUAGUAACCAAUGUAUGUUGCUUUCCUUCGUUAUUCAACAGUUUUGUGGUUACUAAUCAAAUUUUAAC